AUGCUUGAAUUUUGUCGUCAGCAGUACGCUGACAAUAAUGUACAGUUACGUUAUAUUCAAGAAUUUGAAGAUCAUUACGAUUCGCAUAAGACUAUCUGGUGGUAUACGCGUGAUACAUUUCUCUAUCGUCUUCUGAAUAAAGCAUUGAGAGAACAAGAUAUUGAUGUCUUGUAUUCACUGAGAUAUUUCAUUAGACAUCUUCAUUUACAAUUGAAAGAUUUUCAUUCUAAGCAAACAUCAACCAAUACAACUAUAGAAAACGAGAAACUGAUCACUGUUUAUCGUGGACAAUUAAUUAAAAACGAAGAAUUUGAACGUAAAAUACGACAUAAUCUUGGUGGUUUUCUCUCUGUAACUAAUUUUCUGUCGACGACAAUAGAUAAACAGCUAGCUACUGUGUUUGCUGGUUAUGGCGGUGAAGAUGACACACAAAGUAUUCUGUUUCAAAUAGAUAUUAAUCGAUCGGUAAAGAAAUUUCCCUAUGCUAAUAUCUCUGAAGAAAGUGUAUUCGGUGAAGAAGAAGGAGAAAUUCUAUUUACAAUGGGUUCUGUCUUUCGUAUACUUUCAAUUCAACCAAUUGACACUAAUAUGUGGUAUAUACAUUUGAAACUAACAGGUGAAGAAGACAUAGAAUUAAUGAAUUUAAUUGAGUAUAUGAAAGGUGGUCUUGAUGAAUUUACGCCUGAAAUUCAUUUAGCAAGAUUACUAUUCGAAAUGGCUCAGUAUAGUAAAGCAAUAAAAUUUUUAAACAUGGCUAUGCAAGACUCACAGCUUAUGGAAGAUUUUAUUGUAUGA
Molecule: messenger RNA, 795 nt
Organism: Rotaria sordida
Lineage: Eukaryota; Metazoa; Rotifera; Eurotatoria; Philodinida; Philodinidae
Source: the annotation of a GenBank genome assembly